Molecule: messenger RNA, 1961 nt
Organism: Hevea brasiliensis (rubber tree)
Lineage: Eukaryota; Viridiplantae; Streptophyta; Magnoliopsida; Malpighiales; Euphorbiaceae
Exons: 2
Coding region: 993-1505 (170 amino acids)
Source: RefSeq, a predicted model, not a curated record
ACUUGGUUUCACAGUAGAGGGAGAAGCUGGAGAGAGAAAGGUUGCGGGCUAGAAAGAGAGAGGGGGGUUAGGGGAAUAUGGUGACUCGAGAGAGAGAGUUAUGGCUGUGAUUUUUUAAGACUAUUUUUUUUUUUUAUUUUAUUUUCUUGGUGAAAUUCACCGGAGGCUUUUAUCGUCGCUGCAGAGGAGAGAAUUCAGAAUUCUCUCUCUUCUGGUGUGUUUCUUCAAUCGGCGAGACGUUUAGUUUUUCAAAGAAGUUUUGUGGUUUUCUGGCGAAACGUUUCGGGUUCGUUUGUUUUGUAGUCGGCGAGGUGUUGGGGAAAUAUAUACGACCGUUUGAUCAUCUGAGAUCACGGGAAUUCCCGAUUUUGCGCACAAGGCUGCUGCUCAUUUUAAAAAUCAUUUGUUGGUUUAUUGAAGAUUAAGCAAAAAAUUGGUGUUUUUUAAGUUUUAAUACGGAUUUGUGCGAUUUCUUUGGUGGAGAUUGUAGAAAAGUUUUGGGCUUUUAACGGAUAUAUUUUUACCAAAAUUAUAUAAGCGGUUUUGGCUCCUGGGUUCAUUUAAGGGUGUUUUCGACGGAUUUUUGUUGGUGUUCCAUUUUGUAAGUGUUAAAAAUUUUGCUUUUCAACUAGUUGUUUUUCAAGGUCUUCAUUUUCUAUUUUGAUGGGUUUCUAGUUUUGGUGAUUUGCUGGGACUAGAGAGAGUGGACUAAUAUUUCUUUGUUCUUACAUACUGAUUGGAUGGCUUUGUAGGAGUGAUAUUUUUGAACAAAUCUUAGAAAAGGACCCUCUUUUUGGUAGAAUUUGGCUUUUCCUAGUUGCCGUAAUUUGAUAGAGGUUAAUGGGUUUGAUGGAUGAAUUCAUAAAUUCCUGAUAUUUGGUGUAUGGUUUAGUUUCAUUAAAUUGAAUCGAACUUUUCUUAGUUCGGUGGUUGCUGCAAAAGGCAGGAGCUACAUAUCAAAAUCCAAUUCAUUUUGAGAAGUGGAGGCAAAAAUGGCAGUUUCUUUGACUCGUUUUUCAUGGUGGUUAUGGAGUGGCAAGGAAAAAGAACCUGUCUCAAAUGGUUCUUCUUUGAAUUCAUCUACUGAUUGGGGUUCUGGAUUCAGAGAGCUUGAAUCUGUUAAAUUCCCCUCAAGGAAUUUAGCCUCACCUAGAAAAGCUAAGAGGAAAUGGCACAGUAGGGAAGACAGGAGACUUGAUAAGCAAUAUGGUGAUGCAGUUUUGGUGCCAUCUGAUGGUGGGGUUUGCUUGUCAGGGUCAGAAUCGGAUGGCCCAGAUUGGUCCAUCGGUUGGGUGGAGCCUCAUGGACCUGAUUUUAGAAGUGAUGACGAGACCGAUGAUGGUUUUGCCGUGCUGGUUCCUUGUUACAGACCUGGCUGCAAGGAGUUGGUGGAAGGUUCAACUAACCAGCUUUUAAGUGCUAUCAAGAAUUUGCCAAUUGAGUUCUCUUCUGAGGGAAAGAACUACAUGGAGUGGCUUUCUUCCUUCAGAAUUUCUGAAGUCUAGAGUUGGCUGGCGACUUGUGGAAGAGUCAUUGCAUCCAGUGAAACAUUUCAAUGACCCCCAACCUGUUACAAAGUAUCAAAUUUAAUUCAGAAAUGAUUGAAGAAAUGAAGUCUAAGCAGCAAACAUUAUGUAUAUAAUAUAUGCAUUACCUUCAUGUGUUGAAGUGCGAAGGAUUAAACAUCCAUUCAAUCAAGUUGAUGGUAAUGUUGUUUAGUUCAGAAAACAUAUUGAGCUUGUUUAAUUUGGAGAUGAGUUAGAUGUUUCUCAGCUUAUGUCAUGGUUUGCUAGUGAUAUUUCUAUGAUUAGAUGCCUGAUCAACUGGUUGUUGACAGGGAAAUAUGAGAUGGGAUGGAUUUUCCUUUUUGUAAAUACUACUGUUGAUGUGAAUAUCAGAAUAUGUAUGCUUUGAUCUUAUCAGUACAUGUAAAUAAUUCUCUAUAUCAUAUUUCCUGUUAA